Molecule: messenger RNA, 1735 nt
Organism: Fusarium verticillioides 7600
Lineage: Eukaryota; Fungi; Ascomycota; Sordariomycetes; Hypocreales; Nectriaceae
Exons: 3
Coding region: 244-1590 (448 amino acids)
Biological process (GO): transmembrane transport
Cellular component (GO): fungal-type vacuole membrane
Molecular function (GO): transmembrane transporter activity
Source: RefSeq, a predicted model, not a curated record
GCGCGAUAUCGGCAAGCAACCAUAGGAUUGCGCCCUUCGAGAAAAAUCCUUGACUCAAUUAUGAAGAAAUCGACUCUGAUCGGGAUGGGGCAGAGACAAGGACGUAUAUAGUUGUCGGUCGUCCCAGUUGAAUAGCCCCGAAACUAUGCCUGGCAACCUCAAAUUCUACUACUUGCUGGCCAGUCCAUGUUCUAGCAUAUCAAUGGAACACACCUUAAUACUAUACACUUUAUCGUAUCAACAAUGUUUGGCAAGGAUGUAGAGAAGACGCCAACUCGGAGGCAGUCGUCACCAUGCCCUUCUGAAGGCAAUCCAGAGGACCUUCAAGACCUCCAUCACACUAUUUCAAAUACAAACGCCCCCCCUCCGGUCUUUGAUCCUGAAAGUUUCGACCCACCAGAUGGAGGCUUCACAGCUUGGUCUCAAGUUCUUGCUGGUGUCUUCAUCAAUUGCUUGGCAUGGGGCUACCCCGCCUCCUUUGGUGUAUACCAGCUUCAUUAUGAAGAAUCGCUUGGAUUGCCCUCGUCUCAGAUCUCUUGGAUCGGUUCCUGCCAGACUUUCCUGACGUUCGCGUUCUGUGGCCCAGCUGGCCGUCUGGCCGAUGCUGGAUAUACCAGAGAGACUGUCGCCUUCGGAAGCUUCCUGGCUAUCUUGGGAACCUUCAUGACCAGUCUGUGUAAAGAGUAUUGGCAAAUAUUCUUGUCACAGGGUGUUUGCACAGGCAUUGGCUUAGCCUUGCUAUUCAUGCCUGCUGUGACUGUUGUUGGUUCGUAUUUCAAAGCCAAGAAGGCAUUUGCUCUGGCGCUGGCUGCAACGGGCACUGGGCUGGGUUCCAUCAUCUUCCCAGCCACUCUCCAAUAUCUCAUUCCACAAAUAGGUUUCCCAUGGGCCGUCCGCUGUGCUGGUUUCGUCGCUCUCGUCUUGAUAGUUGCCGCAAAUCUCAUACUAAAGCCUUACCUCGCCCCGAGAAAAUCAGGGCCCUUGAUAGAAUGGGAAGCCUUCAGGGAACUCCCCUAUUUAUUGUUCGUGCUGGGCGCGUUUCUGAACUUUUAUGCCUUAUACUUUGGUUUCUUUUAUAUCAACGUUUAUGCUCGCAACGUAAUCGGGUUUACAGCAGUUGAAGCUGUCAGCUUGCUGCUGAUUGUGAACGCAAUGAGUAUUCCUGCACGGCCUAUAAUGGGAUACCUGGCAGACAAUAUCCUGGGACCGAUAAACGCAUUCCUUAUUGGGAUGACUGCACUCAGCGUCAUGGUGUACUGCUGGAUUGGCGUUAAGUCCGUCGCCGGCAUGUACGCUUUCUGCGUCUUCUUUGGAUUCGUGAACGGCGCAUGUCAGGGGACAUUUGUUGGUGCUAAUGCGAGCUUGACCAAAGAUCCCCGUAAAAUGGGUACUCGCUUCGGUAUGGUUCAGACGAUUUCUGCAUUUGCCAGCUUGGCUGGACCCCCGACUGCUGGUGCCAUCCUGGAUAAAUCGAAUGGCAAUUUUGUAUAUGCACAGAUUUGGGGUGGUACUGUUUUUCUGUUUGGUGCUCUCAUGAUUGCUUCAUCUCGAGUUGCGUCAACUGGAUUUGUUCUGAUGAAAAAGAAAUAAGAGGCACAAGAUUGGGCAAGUACACUAAUACAAGGAUUCGGCGUUUACUUUGAAUAAGAAGGCAUAGGCUCUUAAGUAAGACAACAAGUAAAUGGUAAUGUCUAAAGCGAAUAUAAUGAUAUAUCAAAGGCCUUUUUAUAUCCUG